This is a messenger RNA of Megalobrama amblycephala (Wuchang bream), 2585 nucleotides long. RefSeq names its product SWI/SNF related, matrix associated, actin dependent regulator of chromatin, subfamily d, member 2 (gene smarcd2). NCBI's taxonomy places the organism in Eukaryota, Metazoa, Chordata, Actinopteri, Cypriniformes, Xenocyprididae. The transcript has 13 exons. Gene Ontology annotation, cellular component: SWI/SNF complex; nucleus. The record is from RefSeq and is a predicted model, not a curated record. Gene Ontology annotation, biological process: regulation of transcription by RNA polymerase II. Bases 353 to 1867 code for a protein of 504 amino acids.
GGGGUCCGAGGCAUGUAAAAGUUUGAAAACCCCUGGCCUAGGUAGAUUAUUACGAGUGAAAGUUAUUUGGCAACCCAGGGGGAGGAGAUCUGAGAAGCCACACACACUGAUAACUGUAGACAUUGGUCAGGCUUUUAAAUGUUGUUGAGAGGAAACCAUUAGUACAAAUGGGGGUUUGACAAGCUUAGAGGAAGAGAUGACACGCUCAGCGAUCGACAAUUAGAGGCGGAAGAAUAAAUCGAUAUUUGAACGCGAUGUGGUUGCGCGUGACUUCAACGUACGUUCAUCGAGUGACUCAGUAACGGUUUUGAUUUCGUUUCUUAACAGUUAUUAGCGGUGAAAAUAAUCAAAAAUGGCUUCUAGAUCGGGUUUCCCCGUCAACUCCAGUACCCCAAUAAACCCCAGCAUGAACCCCAUGAACCCGGGUCACAGCAGCGCACUGAGAAUGCCAGCAAUGCCGCAGAAUUCACCCUACAGAGGGAUGGGCAGUACUCCGAACCAGUAUCACCAACGCCCAAGUAUGCCACCCAGCCGAGGAAUGCCAAUGGGGGGCAUGGGGUCUAUGGGUUCCCCUCUACCUGGUCCGUCUUAUAGUGGAGGCAUGGCCAUGCGACCCGGGAUGCCUCAAGCUGCGAUGGACCCCACCCGGAAGAGACUCCUUCAGCAGCAACAGCAGCAGUCCGGGGGUCUAAUGGGCCCGAGAAGGGGGGUGAAGAGGCGUAAGAUGGCUGACAAAGUGCUCCCACAGAGGAUCAGGGAUCUGGUCCCAGAGUCUCAGGCUUACAUGGACCUUCUGGCCUUUGAGAGAAAGCUGGACCAGACCAUUGCUCGCAAACGCAUGGAGAUACAGGAGGCCAUCAAAAAGCCGAUCACGCAAAAACGCAAACUGAGGAUCUACAUUUCUAACACCUAUACACCUGGCAAGCCAGAGGGAGAGGAGGCUGAAAAGGUGGCAUCCUGGGAACUUCGAGUGGAAGGCAAACUCCUGGAGGACCCUGGGAAACAGAAACGAAAGUUUUCAUCCUUCUUUAAAAGCCUGGUCAUUGAAUUGGACAAAGAACUUUACGGCCCAGACAACCACUUGGUGGAGUGGCACAGAAUGCCCACAACCCAGGAGACGGAUGGAUUUCAGGUGAAGAGACCAGGAGAUGUGAAUGUGAAAUGUACUCUCCUUCUCAUGCUGGACCACCAGCCUCCGCAGUAUAAGCUGGAUCCACGUCUAGCUCGUCUGUUGGGAGUCCACACUCAGACCAGAGCCAGUAUCAUGCAGGCCCUGUGGCUCUACAUCAAAAACAACAAGCUGCAAGACUGCCAUGAGAAAGAGUACAUUAAUUGCAACCGAUACUUCAGACAGAUUUUUGGCUGCCCCAGGAUGAGAUUUUCGGAUAUUCCCAUGAAGCUCGCCAGCCUCCUUCAGCACCCCGACCCCAUCGUCAUCAAUCAUAACAUCAGUGUGGAUCCCAAUGAUCAGAAAAAGACUGCGUGCUUUGAUAUCGAUGUUGAGGUGGACGACCCUCUGAAGGCUCAGAUGACCAGCUUCCUGUCAUCCACAACCAAUCAGCAGGAGAUUGCUGCCCUGGAGAUGAAGAUCCAUGAGACUAUUGAAUCCAUCAACCAGUUGAAGACCCAGAGAGACUUCAUGCUCAGCUUCAGUAACAACCCGCAGGAGUUCAUCCAGGACUGGCUCAAGUCUCAGAGCCGAGACCUCAAGUUAAUGACGGACACUGUGGGAAAUCCAGAGGAGGAGAGGAGAACUGAGUUUUAUCACUCACCCUGGGUCACAGAAGCUGUUGGACGCUAUAUAUUUACAAAGGUCCAGCAGAGGAGACAAGAAUUGGAACAGGUACUAGGAAUCCGACUCACUUAAGAAGAUUCAAGGAAUUAGCUCAAAUACCGAUGAGAAUAAAGCCAAUGGAGGAACUUCAUAUAGAAGUUUUGGGUGCUGUUUUUUUUUUUUUUUUUGGUGUAUUGCACUGUCAUAAACUUCUUGUCAGUUGCAGCAUUUGCAGACUGUACCAUAACACACAUCUGGUCACAUCAGAUUUCAAAUGCUGUUACAUUAACUGGAAUGCUUCAGUAUGUAUCUUCCUCUUUCAAUUCAAUCUCUGAUCUUUUCUUACAUUAUAUAUUCUGAAAAUGUAAUAUGAAAAUAAGCCAUCCAGUUCAUUUUCUUCACGAUUCAGUUUUUUGACAUAGACAUCUUUACUUUUAUUAUAACCUGUUAAAUAGGACUCUCUCUUUUUUUUCUUGUAUAUUUUACAGUAAGAUAUAUAUAGUACUGUAGCUAAUUGGCUAAAACCCCAUAAGUAACAGAUGCAACACAGCUUCUUGUUGUUCAUCUAUUUUGUUUAUAUUUAAUAGUUCAUUAAUGAAUAUAGUUAACUGUAUAGUUAAUUAAUUAGGAAUUGCCAAACUCAAGUCUACAUUUGCCAUUUCAUUUAAUUCUGACCGCAAAGGCUAUUUUCAUAAAUUAAUUGCACAAUUUUUGAGUCAGAAUGCAGUUAGUUAUACAGUGGGGAUCGAAAGUUUGGGAACCCCUUUCAGAAUCUGUGAAAAUUUUUAACAAAACAAGAGAGAUCAUACAA